AUGGCGCCCUCAGAAGUCUCCGCAGAGUCCCCCGACACCCAUGAGUUGAACAAACAGUCUGAGCUGAAGCUCCAGCGAGCGUAUGACACUACUCAACAUGCUACAUACGAAUAUAGCCAGUAUUUGCCAGUCUACGAUGAGACGACUAAGUUUCCUGCCACGGAACUCUUCGAGUUCAAAGACCGCGGUCUCCAAGCGGACAAAGCCAAACCUCAUCUUCUGGGACUAAAGGAUCCCAAAGUCGUCAUCUCACGGCUCACUCCGCGUGUUGGCACCGAGAUCACGGGUCUGCAGCUGUCUGAGUUGACAGACGAACAGAAAGAUGAGCUCGCGUUGCUGAUUGCCGAGCGAGGCGUCGUGGUAUUCAGGGGUCAAAACUUCAAGGACAUCGGUAUCGAGAAGCAAAAAGAGUUUGGCCAGUACUUUGGUCGUCUUCAUGUGCAUCCCGUCGGUGCUCACGUGGAGGGUGCACUUGAGUUCCACAACAUCUAUCUUGGCCCAGACAACUUGUACAGAAACCAGCGCAAGUCUACCAAGUUGACCACCACAGGGUACCAUUCUGAUGUCUCUUAUGAGCACCAGCCUCCCGGUAUCACUAUCCUGACGCUAUUGUCAGUUCCUUCCACCGGUGGUGAUACCGCAUGGGUGUCUCAGGUCGUAGCGUAUGAGCGCCUCUCGGAGCCAUUCAAGGCAUUCCUGGAGGGCUUGCGUGCUGAGCACAGUGGAUACCCACAGGCUGAUAAUGCGAAGGGCGAUGGCAAAUUCAUUCGUCGCGAGCCGGUCAAGUCGGAUCAUCCCGUUGUUCGGGUGCAUCAUGUCACUGGCCAAAAGGCACUCUUUGUCAACCCCGGCUUCACGAAGCGGAUAGUGGGACUCAAAGACGAGGAGUCAGAAGCUCUUCUGCAACUACUUUUCAAGCACAUAUCCGCGAGCCAGGAUGCUCAGGUCCGUGUCAAGUGGGACGACCAGACGGUGUCUUUGUGGGACAACCGAGUGACGGCUCACACUGCCAUCUCUGACUACGAUGUGCACAAUCCUGAGGAGGGACUGCGCCAUGGAUUCAGGAUCACCACACUUGGCGAGCGGCCCGUUGGUGUCAAUGGUUUAGAAUCGGUGUGGUAG
Pseudomassariella vexata is the source of this 1122-nucleotide messenger RNA. RefSeq names its product dioxygenase-like protein. Lineage: Eukaryota; Fungi; Ascomycota; Sordariomycetes; Amphisphaeriales; Pseudomassariaceae. The record is from RefSeq and is a predicted model, not a curated record. Gene Ontology annotation, cellular component: cytoplasm. The coding region runs from base 1 to 1122 and encodes 373 amino acids. Gene Ontology annotation, molecular function: 2-oxoglutarate-dependent dioxygenase activity. The transcript has 5 exons.